Setaria italica (foxtail millet) is the source of this 1267-nucleotide messenger RNA. RefSeq names its product protein cornichon homolog 1. The transcript is spliced from 5 exons. The coding region runs from base 302 to 751 and encodes 149 amino acids. NCBI's taxonomy places the organism in Eukaryota, Viridiplantae, Streptophyta, Magnoliopsida, Poales, Poaceae. The record is from RefSeq and is a predicted model, not a curated record. Gene Ontology annotation, biological process: vesicle-mediated transport.
CGAAUGGCAGGCACCUUUCCUCCUCUUACAUCAGUCUCUACUCUGUGCCUCUGACCGACUCCUCGCACGCAAGUACCCCCACCUGCUCCUCUCCCCUCUCCCCCACCCCACCUCGCCGCCUCUCCCCGUGUCCGGCGGCCACCACGCCCAUUGUGACCGCGCGGGGCACGGGAGCGACCGGGCUGGUCUAGGGGCCUCUCCUCCAGAAAGCGCGCGGAAAGAAGAGGGGCCGGGGCGGUAGCUUUCUUGGAUCGAUUGCUCCCGAGCUGCUCGCGACGAUUAGUCGUCCCGUGCGGCAGCCAUGUCUGUGGAGCUCAUCCUCUGGCUCUUCUCCUUCGCCUCCGUCAUGGUCCUCAUCGGCCUCACCGCGUACCAGCUUAUCUGUUUGUCUGAUUUGGAGUAUGACUAUAUCAACCCAUAUGAUUCAUCAUCUCGCAUCAACGCGGUGGUCCUUAUAGAAUACUCGCUUCAAGCAGCCCUGUGUGCUUCUUUCCUCUUGACCCUUCAUUGGUUCCCCUUUCUAGUCAUGGCACCUGUAACGUACUACCAUGUGAAACUGUACAUGGCUCAGAAACAUCUUGUAGAUGUCACUGAAAUUUUUAGACAAUUAAAUGGCGAGAAGAAGUACAGGAUGAUCAAGCUUGCCUUCUACUUCUGCCUAUUUAUUAUAACUAUUUACAGGCUUGUGAUGACAGCCGUGAUGCUGUUUAUCGACGAGGAUGUAAAUCUGGUAGAAACUAGGACUAUCUAGACUUUGCCUCCAACUUUUCACAGCUCACAGGGGAGCAGUCUUGCAGUCUGUGAACAGCAGGCUGAAAAGAACACAGUUAGGAGGAACCAGUGAGACCAGAACUGAAUGCCUUGCCCGAGUUACAAGAAAGAAGAUCAGCUCGUGUGCAAUAGCUGGAGGAGCUAAUCUGGUGUCUCAGAUUCUCAUUGUUCAUUUUUGUCCAUCAAACCAAACUGACAAAUCUGAUAUGCUAUGAAUUUUCACUAGUUUGCUCUGUCAAGACCGUCUUUGUAAAUUGGGCUGGCCAUGAUGCAUCACCCUACAAUGAUGACACGUUUGGGACUUUGGAGGCUAUUGUGCAUUUCUUUUGUACUUGUACCCAAGUGCUGCUGCUGUAUUUCAUUUCAGCUCCGCGUUGUCUGUGCUCGACUGAUCGGUAAUGUAGUGUUCACUUACCUGAUUCAGUAAUGUGCAUGCCCUGGGACCUCGAUAUCAAGAUGAAUUGAAGCUUAUCCAGGCGUGUACAGUUCGUGUGUA